Molecule: messenger RNA, 1825 nt
Organism: Clarias gariepinus (North African catfish)
Lineage: Eukaryota; Metazoa; Chordata; Actinopteri; Siluriformes; Clariidae
Exons: 8
Coding region: 1-1452 (483 amino acids)
Source: RefSeq, a predicted model, not a curated record
AUGACUAGAGCCAUCAAUAAGCUUGCCAAAAUAAACUGUAUUUUCCCUUCAAAGUGUAAGCAUUACAUUCACUGGUAUCAGAAGAAAGAUGGUGAACCUUUCAAGAGAGUCCAAUAUGUAGACAUUGAUGUCCCUCAAAGGCACGAGGUAACUGAUUUUGAGGCCCUGCAUUUUGAUAAGAUGGGAAAUCAGUUAGUUUUGUUGAUCCCUACUUUAAAGAAGGAGCAUUCAGCAACUUAUUAUUGUUCCUGCUGGGUAUCAGGCAGCACAAAAAUCUUUGGCUCAGGAACAAAACUUUAUGUAACAGACAUUGGCAAGGACAAGGUGAAAAAACCUCAAGUGUCAGGUUAUCCAGUGUCCAGACCACAAGCAAAUGGAAAGCAUGUUCUCCUAUGCCAUGCACGUGGCAUGUUCCCCGACCUGGUGCGAUUCACAUGGCAAGCAGAGGAUCAGAGUGGAAGAAAAGUUGAGCUGACAGAUGAUGAGCAGCUGGAGCAGAGAGACAAAGAUCAGGAAGUCCAAAUAACCAGCAUGCUCAUUGUAGACCAGCAGAAAGCCAUGAACAAUAACUAUACCUGUUCUGUUCAACACGACAGCAGCUUUGAUAACCAGAAUAUUAUCAUUCCAAGAGUCCCUACAGUUAAAGACAACAUGAAGACAAAACCCUGUCAAAUGCCAAAAGAAGAGGAGCAGGAAAGUGAGAAGUCCAUGAUGUUUGGUGUGUUUGAGCUCAGACGCAACCUGCAUCUGUUCAGUAUGACAUAUGUGACACUGCUCGUGAAAAAUGUGCUAUAUUUCUGCAUUGUCUCUGUCUUACUGUGCAGACGAAAUGCAGAGAUUCAGUAUGACAAAUUGUUUUUAGAAGUAUUAGAUGUAGUCUGCAUCACAGUGGGAUACUACUACUACGACGACAACUACUACUACUAUGGCGACUACAAAGUAUUUGGAUCUGGAACUCAGCUUAUCGUCACUGAUACAGACUCUGGGAAGGACCAGGUCAAAAAACCUCAAGUGUCAGUGUAUCCAGUGUCCAGGCCACAAGCAAAUGGAAAGCGUGUUCUGCUGUGCCAGGCGAGAGGCAUGUUCCCAGAACUGGUGCGAUUCACAUGGCAAGCAGUGGAUUGGUGGGGAAGAAAAGUUGAGCUGAAAGAUGAUGAGCAGCUGGAGCAGAGAGACAAAGAUCGGGAAGUCCAAAUAACCAGCAUGCUCAUUGUAGAUCGGCACAAAGCCAUGAAAAAUUACUUCACCUGUUCUGUUCAACAUGACAGCAGAUUUAAUGACCAGAUUAUCACCAUUCCAAGAGUUUUUGGGCUCCCCCACAACCUGUACCUGUUCAGUGUGUCGUAUGUGAUACUGCUGCUGAAAAAUGUGCUGUACUUCUGUGUUGUCUCCAUUUUACUGUGCAAGAGGAACCGAAUAAACAAAGAGAUCUCUAGGAGCAAAGCUCACUGAUGAUCCAAAAGUCAAACACACCAAGAGAUUCCUUUCUUUUUUUCUCUCUCUUAAUUGUCUUACAAGUAGAAUUUGCUAUAGUACUUACAUUAUUAUUACUUGCACUAUUAAUAUUUUUCUCUUAUUCUAUUUUUUUAAAAAGGAGUACUUGAAACCUGAAUAAUUAUAAUGUGUCAUUCAAAUAGAAAUCUGUGUAUCUAUAUACAGUUACGUUUACCACUUGAACAAUGUUUUACAUUAUCAGUAAUUGUUUUUGUGAUAUUGAUACCGAAAUAAAUGCCACUUUCAGAUUAGCUCAAGAUAAAGUCCAUCAAAAAAUAAAUAAAUAAAAGAAUAUAGAGUCACAGUUCAUUCAGACCCAUUCUGUGUCUCU